Messenger RNA from Strongylus vulgaris, 176 nucleotides. Lineage: Eukaryota; Metazoa; Nematoda; Chromadorea; Rhabditida; Strongylidae. The record is from the annotation of a GenBank genome assembly.
AUGGACUACUAUCACCUGCUGCCCAUCUACCACUUAUUCCUCUCGUAUUUCCGCCUCAUAUUGACGGAGAGUAAUUCGGCAAUGUUUGCAUCAAUGCUUCUCAUUGUAUUAGCUACGACUGAACGUCUGCUGCGAACAUUUCAUGGUGCAACGAUUUUGAAGGCCCGGAAGUGAGU